This is a messenger RNA of Chaetomium fimeti, 1456 nucleotides long. RefSeq lists its product as uncharacterized. The record is from RefSeq and is a predicted model, not a curated record. The transcript is spliced from 3 exons. Bases 93 to 1076 code for a protein of 327 amino acids. Lineage: Eukaryota; Fungi; Ascomycota; Sordariomycetes; Sordariales; Chaetomiaceae.
CCCCCGGAAACUCGACAUGCUGUGCACCAGCACCGGAAAGAGAGUCGACUCUGUUCUCCAAACACCACCUUAGGCCGUCGACCAUCCACUCAAUGUGGAGGAUAAACCUGCGGUCACAGCCGUCUCGGCCAUCUCCUCCUUUCGAUCCCGCUGUCGAAGCUUGGCUGGACUCACUCCCGCCGCCAACAACGAAGCCGUCGGCGAAAGAGCUCCAGCAGUGGAGGCUCACCGAUUACCAUGGCCUCGGCUGGACUGUUUUUGUUACUUGUAACGUCCUUCGGACCGCAUCCUUGAUCAUUGCCUUGACCGUGACCGGCAUCAUCGGGCCCGUCGCUGCCGGACGGCAAGGCCCGUUGUAUGGCCUCGAACGCCUUGUCCCGAUCCUGGUGGUGUGUCCCGUAGUUGCUCUCUGGAACACGGCCGAGUUGGUUGUCGCGAGUCUCCGCCGGGAUGGUGGGAUUCCACCCAACGUCCACGUUGGAGUCGACGGCGUUCUCUCUCUGGGAGUCGCCACCGCGACGGGCAUGCUACUGGUGGAUGUCAUCUGCGGCAUUUCUGACUUUGGGCCCGUCUUCAACACGGCGGGGCAAGAGAUCGCCAGCGUCUGCCUCUUGGUUAUCAUGAUGGUUAUCCACUCGUUUCUCCUAUUCUUCUUCAUUUGCAACUACGUCGAAAGCAUCCGGGGGAGGACAGCUGCAGCGUCGACUGGCCAAACCAUGGUGCCUCAAUACGCCCAAAAUGCUGGACCGUGGCCCUACGCUACAUACACAGCCAGCAAUAAAGGGCCGCUGGCUACAUCUGAGCUUCUAAAACCCUCGCCGCUCACCUCGACUUUAGAGAUGCGGGACUCCUACCCGAAGCCAUGUUACGGAACACCCGGGUUUGGUGUCGCUUCACAGCCCGGGCCAGCAACCCAGUUACCCCCUGCCGCGGUGUUGGAAGGAGCCGCCAUAGCACAGGCGAUGUCGGGAUUAUGGGAUGUGGAAACGAAACCACCUCAUCAGGUAGGAUGGUCCGGCAGCGGCGAGAAGACCGUCAGCAGCCAUGCGGUUCAAAGCAUAGGAGGAUACAUCUAGGGGGCAGGGUCACACGCGUUUGCAGUUUUACGAACAUCAGAAGUGUCAUGCAAAUCAGGGAAUUGAUGGCGGCGGGUAUCACAAUCACCCCAACUGCAACAGGCGGGCGGGGAGUGCAUUGUUGGCAUCUGCCCACACGCACAGGAAACGACUGAAUCAAGGGGUUAUGGUUACGGCGUUCUCUAGGAUACCCAAAUGGCGGUUGAUUUUCCCUCAACGGACGAGAUAGCAAAAAAACCAGAUUCCAUCAAGCUGCACUUGGCCGAAAGUCGUCGGACUACCCGAUUGGGAAACAAUGGUUCCCAAUGGUGAUCACGGCAUGCUGCAGUUGACAGCUGAACCUUGGAGUUUUGAUAUUCGGUGGAGCUGUCGCGGCCAAU